AUGGAGGAUGUUGGCGACGGAGAGCCGCGGCAAGCAGAGCUACGCCUGGAGCAGCGUGAGGUCAAGCGACUCAUCCAUGAGGCUCUGAGCAAAAAGAGCUUCCCUCCUGUAGUUCAGCACCCCGAAGCCAUCCGAGGCGACGUGUUGCUCUCUUCCCUGUUUCAAUGGCCUGUAGUCGUCUGGGUUCCUGAGGUGAAGGAGUACAAGCAAAGAACAGUUGAGGACGUCGAUAGCAAGAGCCACCCCCUGUAUAUCAAGUAUCAGUGUGCCGGCGACCACAAGAGCUGUUUUUCUACGUUUGGAAUUUCGAAGCGACUAAUGGAACUGGUGCACGAGGGGAUGACGUCGCCUCAUGGAUUAUCGCGCACGCUGCGGCUGGUCAAUCCCACGUAUUUGGCGCCGACUCCGCCGACGGUCGCUCAGUACUGCUCGCAGCAAACGCCUGUCGGUGCUGAGACCUUAUCCGCAGCGUGGAUGCAGUCUACCAAUAUCUACAGCGCUCUUUGCGAGCAGAUUAUGAGCAGCCUCGACGUGAAACGGGUGCUUCGGAUCGACCACUCAGUCAAAUUCUGUAAGAGACUCAAGCUGCGCCCGCCAGAAGAGAUGGAGGCGAGGUUUGUUACAGCACUUCAAGACGUAGCCCUUACUGAUAUCAGCUGCAGCGAGCAAGAAUGGCAAGGCAGCGUGGACAGCAACUUGAAGCAGGUCAAGCGCGGUGAUUUGUACGUGGAGAACAACGUGUUCAGUGAGGGAGGCGGCAAGGACCAUAAUCUCAAAGUUGGAUCGAGCUAUGGCCGGAACCCGCCUCUGCAGCACGCCGACAUCUUGACGUUAGCCCAGACAGCAAUGCUAUGCCGUGGAGUCGUUGCAGACUCACCGCAGCUUGAGUAUGUCAGCAGGCUCGUGUCGAAACCCUUGCAGCAGCCCGCGUAUCGCUCAGCAACAGCCCUUGACUUUGGAUUCGAUCAGUGGCAGCAAAUGUUUGAGGGUACAAAUAUUGACGCUCAAGCUCUGGAAAGCAGCCUUCAACGAUCCCACCAGCACAGCACCACGAUCCGAGAGCUCUUGGCAAAGCAAAUCACCUUCACCGAGAGCGGCAAGUUGCCUCGCGUCGCUUUUUUCAACUCGUUGUGCCUCAAUGAGCUCGAUUAUGAAGCUGCUGCUGGGUUCUCUAGUGAGGAGCACGCGCUUCCGAGGCAGGUGUUGGUGGAACAAAAGGCCGCGGGGCAGAGCUGGUCAGGUUGCGCCAUGGUGACAACCAUCAUGUACAAUAUUGUGGUGUCUUCGAACUCCAAUCACAAGUUACGGCUGAAGCGACGCAGCUUUAUCACUUUGUCCGCAAAGAUCGAUGGGUUCACAGCGAAAUCGCGGCCGGAACCUUCAACAAUCCGCGAUCGGAAACUAUUCCGCUUCGUGCGAUCUGCUCCGUGUGACGCCAAUACUGCACGGGAGAAGGAGCUGCAGGCACAACUGUUCACCGCGCUUCGAAAAUUGUCCGAUAUCCGCAAAAAGAGACAAGUCUUCGUGAUGGUGUACGACUUUGCGUGCUGUGUAUGCGCUGGCAUUCACCCAAAAUCACAGCCAUUCCUGCUAUCGCGAUGGGAUAAUCUGAAGCAGCAGGAGAAUUACGGUGCCAACUUGAAAAUCAAGCUGAAGCUGACCCCUGAAAUCCUGGCCAGCAUUCGCUCCACCACUUCUCACCGAGAUAAAUCCCAGCCUGUACUCGCUGAACAACCUUCCGGUGCUGCUCAACAGGCUCCACAGGGGACCGCCGAAGAGCUUCUUCAAUCUUCAGACUCUACAUCUCUGCCAGCACCACCAACUUUUGCCACAGCGGACGGGACUCCGGACGUCUCGCUAUCGUACAGAGAUUCAGCUGGAAACACCUUGCCCAAAUGCAGCGACACUGCGAGGAUCCCGCAGCACGACGGCGAGGAGUCAGCCGCCCAAGCUACAACAGCACCACCCCUGCAGCACGCAACGAUAACACCAGACCACAUCAAAAUGCUGCGUGAACUUGCAAAUUCAAUUCCGAACUCAAAUGGGAAGUGGGAAUACAUCCACACAGUCUAUACGAAGUACUAUCCUCACCUGCCGCUGUCGAGCAAUGCGCUGCGCUGCCGCUUGAAGGAUAAGAACCCCCCACCCAAGUUAUCGACGAACAGCAACGCACCACUCAUUUCGUCGCGCAAGCGCAGAGAGACCUCGUGCAGCAGCUGCCGUCAGCGAAAGAAGUGCGGAGACCUCACUCGAAAUCCCUACUGCACACAACCAAAGAGCAACCAGGACAGUCAAGCAGAAUCGAUUAGAUUAGAUCAUUACUUCACACAGGUUUAA
Molecule: messenger RNA, 2337 nt
Organism: Phytophthora sojae
Lineage: Eukaryota; Oomycota; Peronosporomycetes; Peronosporales; Peronosporaceae
Exons: 6
Coding region: 1-2337 (778 amino acids)
Source: RefSeq, a predicted model, not a curated record